Molecule: messenger RNA, 1838 nt
Organism: Drosophila busckii
Lineage: Eukaryota; Metazoa; Arthropoda; Insecta; Diptera; Drosophilidae
Product: UDP-glucuronosyltransferase 2B13
Exons: 4
Coding region: 141-1733 (530 amino acids)
Molecular function (GO): UDP-glycosyltransferase activity
Source: RefSeq, a predicted model, not a curated record
UGCGCAGCAGACGUGCUUUGCUCUUCAAAAACUCAAAAAGUCUUGACUUUUUUUGUCUUUGAGUGAAAUAAAUUUCAUUUGUUUACCGCAAAGUAUUAACAAAAGUGAAGUGCACAAGCAUAAUAAAGACAAAAAAAAAGAUGCAGCUGCAAUUAAAACAUUUACUCAGCCUUUGCCUGCUGGCCGUAUCCGGCUACGGCAUCGAUGCCUAUCGCAUUCUGUUCCUGUGUCCUUUCCCAGCGCCAAGUCAUUGGCUCUGGCUGGAGCACUUUCAGCGCGAUUUGCUGCGACGUGGCCACGAGGUCACCAGCAUACACAAUCACCCCACCAAGAAGCCACACGAGAACCUGACUGAAAUUAUACUCAAUCCCACCUUUGAUAUACCCAAGCAUUUUCCCAAGGAGAACAUCUUUAGCAUGCGCUACAAUGGCGAAAUACACAACAUGCAAUCGUAUUGGAAAAUUGGCUUGAUGACCACGGAGCAUGCGCUGCAGGAUGUGCAGCUGAGGCAGCUGAUCCACAGCACUGAUGAGCACUACGAUUUGGUCAUCAUGGAGCAGUUUUUCCACGAGGCAAUGCUCAUGUUUGGUCACAAGUUUAAUGCGCCGGUGGCCACCAUUGGCACCUUGGGCUAUGCCGACAAUAUGCAUCACUCGAUGGGACUGCUGACGCCCUGGUCCUUUGUGCCCAAUCUGCUGCUGCCGCAUACGGACCAAAUGAGCUUCAGCCAGCGUGCCUACAAUUUGUACUUGGGUCUCUACGAUGCGGUCAUGAGGCGCUGGUACUAUAUGCCGCGCAUGCAGCAGCUGGCGGAGAAGUACUUUGGCACAGCUAUCAAAGGUCCUUUGCCCAAUGUGCAGCAGCUGGAGCGAAAUAUCUCCUUGAUGCUGCUCAACAGUCAUCGCGGUGUGGAUGUGCCACGCCCCAGCAUGCCAGGACUCAUUAAUGUGGGCGGCGCGCAUAUACAGCCCGCCAAGAAACUGCCAGAGGAGAUGCAAGGCUUCCUGGACAAUGCCACACACGGCGCUGUCUACUUCAGCCUGGGCUCCUACAUGAAGAGCACGGACAUGCCGCCGGAGAAACUGGCGCAGCUGCUGCAGGCCUUUGGCAGGCUGAAGCAGCUGGUGCUGUGGAAAUACGAGAACGCAACGCUGGGCCAGCUGCCGCCCAAUGUGAUGAUCAGCAAGUGGCUGCCACAGAACGACAUAUUGGCGCAUCCGAAUGUCAAGGUAUUCAUCACGCACGGCGGCAUGUUUAGCACGCAGGAGGGCAUACAUUGGGGGGUGCCUAUGCUGUUCAUACCGCUGUUUGGGGAUCAGCAUCGCAAUGCGAUUCGCUCGGUGCGUGGCGGCAAUGCGCGUUUGUUGAGCUACUCAAAGCUGAACGCGGACCAGUUGGUGGAGCAUCUGGAGGCGCUGAUCUAUGAGCCGCAGUACAAGCGCAAUGCGCUGGAAAUGUCGCAGCGGUUCCGCGACAAUGCCAUACAUCCGCUAGAGGAGGCCAGCUAUUGGCUGGAGUAUAUAGUGAAGCAUCGCGGUGCAGCGCAUCUGAAAUCUCAUGGCGCCUUCAUGCCACUCUAUCAGUAUUUGAUGCUGGACGUCUUGGGCUGUGUGCUGCUGGCGCUGGCGCUUGUCUGGUAUCUGCUGGGCAAGCUGUACAGAUGGUGGAUAGCUGGAGUUGCUGCUGCGGCGAGUGCGAGCUCGCAGGCGAGGCAGGUCAAGAAACAGUUGUAAAAUUUUGUUGUUUUUGGCUUGCCCGCAAAUUGUUUCAUUGUUCUUCUAGUUUAUAAGUGCUGCCAAAGUCAACGCAAAUAAAUUAUGAUUUCAUUUUAGAGCUUA